AUACAUGUAAUUACAUGAGACUAUCUAUACAAUUGCAAGUAUAAUUUAAUGAUCCCGCUUUUGUUACACCCCUUCUUCAGCUUUAUAAGAGACAUGAUUAGUUGAAUUACACCAACUAACCUUGCCAUUUUUGUUGAUCAAGAUGCCCGGAACGAUGGCUAUAGGUAGGAAUCGAGUAUGCUCGAAGGAGUAAUAAAUGCCGAGUAUGAGGCACAGCACCUACGUGCCGCUCAUAGAGCCUCUUUAAGCUGCUACCCUCCCUUCUAUCCUUCGUAAUGCUCCCUAACAUGACCAACAUCUCAGCACCUGUUAAAUGCUGUUAAAUUGCCUACAAUGAAUGCUACCGACAUCGCAUAUUCCACCGCGAAAUAUACUAUUUUGAUCGCAGUACCAUACUUCCUUCUACUUCUUAGUUAUCGUGUCUUUUUUCAUCCCCUAAGGAAGUACCCAGGGCCGCUGAUUGCGAAGGUGUCCGACGCCUACGCCGGCUACUAUGCAAUUUCGAAGCGGCUUCAUCUAACCACGUAUCUAGACAUAGAAAGAUAUGGACCCGUACUCCGACAUGGCCCUAACCGGCUGGUCUUCAGCACGGCUCAAGCUGUACAAGACAUCUAUAACAAUGAAAGAGUCACGAAAGGGAACGUCUAUGGGCUUACCGUAAGGUCUGGGAAGCCCAGCAUCUUCAAUGCGAUCGAUAAGCGAAAGCAUAGGAAUAAGCGUAGGGUCGUCGGGCAAGCCAUUAACGACAAAGCGAUGCGCGCCUUCGAGCCUACUAUGAUGGAUCAAAUCGAUGUAUUUCUUGGACAAUUAUUGAAGUCAUCUCACAACUCAAGCCCUAUCGAUAUAUCAGAUCGUUCUAAACGACUGGGCAUGGACAUCGUGGGUCAACUUGCUUUCGGCUACGCACUGGACACGCAGACAGUCCCUACGAAUCAAUUCAUGAUUGAUGGACUUAAAGCCGGACAAUAUCGUAACAACUGCUUCAUGCAAUUCCCAUUCCUCAAGAAGUCAGGACUUGAUUACCUCGUCUUACUUUUCGCCGGCGCAUCUCAACGAAUGAAAUACUUACAGCUAUUUCAACGCAUGAUAAGUAACCGACUUACCCAAGACAAGCAUGCUAAAAACGAUCUUUAUUCAUUUGUCGUUGACCAUCUUGAUGAUACCGAUGGGGUGCCGUUGAGCGACCUCUGGUCCGAAGCCCUAUUUUUCUUCCCAGCGGGAGGUGAUACAACAGCAACCGCAAUAAGCGCAUUGUUCUUUUAUCUAUCGCGAAAUCCCAAUGUUUAUAAUAAACUAGCUGAUGAGAUACGCACCACAUUUGGAAGCGCUGCAGAAAUUCGGACUAGCCCGCAACUAUCGAGCUGCCAAUAUCUACGCGCCUGUAUCGACGAGGCUCUACGUAUGACACCCCCAGUAUCUGGCACGCCGUGGCGCGAGUUAUACGACGAAGAAUGGAAAAACGGACCUUUUAUCGUCGACGGACAUGUCGUCCCGCGGGGCACACAAGUAGGCGUUAGCAUGUACGCAGUUCACCACAACGAGAAAUACUUCCCGGAGCCAUUUGUCUUUCGCCCAGAGCGCUGGUUAGAUGCAGACGAAGCGACCCUCAGCCGUAUGAAUGCCGCAUUUAGCCCAUUUUCAAUCGGCGGUCGCGGGUGUGCAGGAAAGGCUAUGGCGUACUUGGAGAGUAGUCUGGUGAUUGCGAAAACCCUUUGGUAUUUCGAUUUUGAAAAGGCGCCGGGGAAGUUAGGUGAAGUUGGUGGAGGUGUACUUGGGAAGACUGAUGGGAGGGGCCGCCCGGAGGAAUUCCAGUUGUGGGAUUGUUUCGGCUCUCUACAUGACGGACCUAACUUGAUCUUCCACCCCCGCGGUGAUUUCUGCAGCGAAAUAAACAUUAAAGCGCCGACAAAUCCUUAAUGCUAGAAUUUAAGGAGGGCUAGGUCCUGUGUGGUGGCUUGGCCUACAUAUAUCACAUCUCAGAUCACAAUGUUCAAUACAAAUGUUUAACGCUUAGACAAUUCGUUAGGCACCUGUGUCAGCUUUAGAGCGCAUGUGGCAUAUCCGAGAAAUUCUUUGAGAAGACGUACAUAAUAGUCAUACAUAUUAGCGCUCGAGGAUUGCUCUGGAAUGAGAAUUGGAUUAUAACAAUGUCUUACCAUUUGUCUCACCCUGAUGGCAUCUAAAAAGCACCAAACUACUGUUAUGUAGGCUGUCAAGAUCUUAUUAACUCCGCAUGUGUUGUACGUGCUACCCAAGGCAAGACAUGC
Messenger RNA from Hypoxylon trugodes, 2267 nucleotides. Its product is annotated as cytochrome P450. The transcript has 6 exons. Bases 334 to 1917 code for a protein of 527 amino acids. Gene Ontology annotation, molecular function: oxidoreductase activity, acting on paired donors, with incorporation or reduction of molecular oxygen; iron ion binding; heme binding. The record is from RefSeq and is a predicted model, not a curated record. Lineage: Eukaryota; Fungi; Ascomycota; Sordariomycetes; Xylariales; Hypoxylaceae.